AACGAUUCGUCGGGCUACUCGUCAGGUUACGUAUAAAAAUACAAGGCAAUUCAAAAAAAAUUUACAGACAGUUCUACGGGCCUUCAGCUUUGGGCCUCGACGUAGAAAUCGUUGCCCGUUGUGAGAAGAAGAAUGGGACCCUCCAGAAUGGGCCGUCAUAAUCACAAGAAUACUACUAGCAACCCAGCAAGGUCGACACCAUCACCAGCCGAUUUUUAUGCGGUGAGUACGUCUCUUGAUGUACACCAUGCGCAUCGAUCCCACCCCAGUAACGAUGAUGAACCCCUGCUCAGUAACGAUGGUGAAUCGUAAACACAAUACUCACCAAGGUUCACAUCGCAGGAUGCCUCGGGUCCAGGAAGAAAGUAGCCCCUCUAAACAUUACAGGAAAUUGGUGAGCAACGAGUGUAAGUGAUCGAAG
This is a messenger RNA of Amoebophrya sp. A25, 421 nucleotides long. The record is from the annotation of a GenBank genome assembly. NCBI's taxonomy places the organism in Eukaryota, Dinophyceae, Syndiniales, Amoebophryaceae.